This is a messenger RNA of Helobdella robusta, 201 nucleotides long. RefSeq lists its product as hypothetical. The record is from RefSeq and is a predicted model, not a curated record. The transcript has 2 exons. Lineage: Eukaryota; Metazoa; Annelida; Clitellata; Rhynchobdellida; Glossiphoniidae. Gene Ontology annotation, cellular component: nucleus. Gene Ontology annotation, biological process: regulation of transcription by RNA polymerase II. Gene Ontology annotation, molecular function: RNA polymerase II transcription regulatory region sequence-specific DNA binding; DNA-binding transcription factor activity, RNA polymerase II-specific. The annotation marks the transcript as partial.
AGAAAGAAAAAAACUAGAACCGUGUUCUCUAGGAGUCAAGUUUUCCAACUGGAAUCCACUUUUGACGUGAAAAGGUACCUAAGUUCUUCUGAGAGGGCCGGUCUGGCAUCUUCACUGCAUCUGACCGAGACACAAGUCAAAAUUUGGUUUCAAAAUCGCCGCAAUAAAUGGAAGCGACAACUAGCAGCCGAGUUAGAAGCU